Oppia nitens is the source of this 1550-nucleotide messenger RNA. RefSeq lists its product as uncharacterized. NCBI's taxonomy places the organism in Eukaryota, Metazoa, Arthropoda, Arachnida, Sarcoptiformes, Oppiidae. The record is from RefSeq and is a predicted model, not a curated record. The coding region runs from base 38 to 1423 and encodes 461 amino acids. The transcript is spliced from 3 exons.
UAAUUACAAUUUUUUUUUAAUAAAUUUAAAUAAAAACAUGUCACACUAUUGUUUAUUUCUAAUAACAUUUAUCACAUUAAUUGUUUUUAUCAAUGCUUACAAUGACUUCGGCGGCGGUGGCGGUGGCGGUAGUGUUAGACAAAAACAAUUUCCGUUUAGAAGAACCAGCAAUAAUGGAGGUUACGGUCGCGGCGGCGGUGGAGGAGGAGGAGGAAUGGGUGGCCAAGGUCGCCGAAAUGGUGGUUAUGGUCUAACACAACAAGGCCGCGGUGGCGGGAGAUUUAAUGGUCAUCGAGGAGGUGGUGGUGGUGGAGGAGGAGGAGGAGGAAGACGAAGAAGAGGAGGAGGAGGAGGAGGAGGUCAAGACUAUGACGACUAUGGCGACGGUAUUAAAAGUUAUUCAUCUCUUGGCGGCAAUUUUGGUGGCGGCGGUGGUGGAGCCGGUAGAGGACGAGGAUAUGGAGGAGGAGGCGCCGGUCGAUUCGGUGGUGGCGGUGGUUAUGGAGGUCACGGAGGUCGAGGACAGGGAAUGGGCGAUGAUUUUGGCGGCCGAGGCCAGAGAUUUGGUCAAAAUAGAUUGGGAGGCGGCGGUUAUGGCGGUGGCGGUAGAGGCGGUAGACGAGGAUAUCAGGACAACGGUAUUAGAAGUUAUUCGGCACUCGACGGUAUCGGCGGCAAUGAUGGACAACAACAACAACAACAACAACAACAGAAACCGACGAAAAACAGUUAUAAUGCCGGUGCUGGUGGUGCGGGUGCGGGUGUUGUCGGAAAGUAUGGCAAUCAAUUGCGCUACUAUUACGACUCAAAGGGACAGCCACUGAGCGAACAGGAGUAUAAUAAACGUAAAAAAGAGCCGCUGAAGACCUACUUUGACGGCGACGGCAAUAAGAUUACUAAACAAGAAUAUGAUAGGCUUAAGGCGGCCGCUGGUGGUAGCGAUGAUACUGCCCCUCCCGCUGCCGCUGCUGCUGCUGCUCCUGGUGGUGGUGGUAAGGCUAAAGGUAGUAAAGCUGGCGGUGGUGGUGGCUAUCCUCAGCCGCCAGCACUUCCCAUUAGAGGUGGUGGUGGUGGUGGUGGUGGUGGUGCCGGCGCUCGUGGUCCAUCGCCAAACAUCAAUAGUGGACAACAACAAGGAAUGGGAGGAUAUGGUGGUGGCGGCGGUGGAUAUGGAGGUGUAGGAGUAGGUGGUGGUGGCGGCGGUUACGCUCCUAAUGGUAUCAAAUCGUAUUCGUCUCUCAACGACGACGACGACGACGACGAUGAAGAAGAGGAGAGACGAAAGAGACGAAAGAAGAAAAAGAUACCGAAAUACGUACUAAACGAUAGGGGAGAGUAUGUAAAAAACGCUAGAAAAGGCAACCAAGAAGAUGGUGGCGGUUGGUUUGGCGCCUGGGGUGAUGGAGGUGGGGCUUUCGGCUAACCCCUAACCCCCCCCCCUUCACCUCCAACCCGCCGGUUCCUAUUGUAUCGUAUAUAUAUACAAACAGUAUAACAGUAUAUAUAUACAGUAUAUAUACGGUAUAUAUAUAUAGGUUUUAUGAUGUAUU